This is a messenger RNA of Lingula anatina, 900 nucleotides long. Its product is annotated as steroid 17-alpha-hydroxylase/17,20 lyase. NCBI's taxonomy places the organism in Eukaryota, Metazoa, Brachiopoda, Lingulata, Lingulida, Lingulidae. Gene Ontology annotation, biological process: hormone biosynthetic process; progesterone metabolic process. Gene Ontology annotation, molecular function: iron ion binding; steroid 17-alpha-monooxygenase activity; heme binding. The record is from RefSeq and is a predicted model, not a curated record.
UACGCAGGCGCACCCAUGUUGCGUCAUACGUAUUAAGACCCGCAUGUGGGGGCCGGAGGGAUAAGGGGAAGGUUGCUUUUAAACAUUGGUACUGCCUGGUGAUAACAGGGUCUUGGCAUUGAGAAGAGGAUGAUGGAUGCAGCUAUAAUUAGUUGGCUUCCUGUGAAAACUGUCUUGGUGGGAAUCAUAGUAUUCCUGUUGGUGAUGUCAUAUCUACAGAGGAAGAAGUACAAACUGCCGCCAGGACCUCCUCAUCUGCCGAUACUGGGACACUACUUUGCUUUUAGAAACGAAGGUCGACUGUACGCCGUCUUCAAUAAGCUCGGGAAGUCCUUUGAUGACAUUUUUACGGUGAAUUUAGGAUUUGGACGCUCUGUCGUUGUUCUAAAAUCUGCGGAUAUUGUUCAUGAGGCCUUUGUUGAGAAGAAAGAGAUAUUUGCGGGGAGAGAUGCUGAGAGCUGGAAGUUUGAGCUUAUCACUGACGGGUUCAAAGAUAUAACUUUCGCCAACUAUGGUCCAGUUUGGAGACUGCAGAGACAGAUGACUUUGAAGGCUCUCAGGACCUACUUGGCGGGAGAUAAAUUGGAAACAUACACGAGGUCUGCUUUUGAGGAAGUCGCAAACCUGAUUGAAAAGGAGACCGAGCCGUUUGAAUUAGACGUUUACAUCCGGUUACUUGUCUUCAACAUCAUCUGCAGGAUGGCGUUUGGAAAUAGCUACACAAUUGACAGUCUGGAAUUCACCUGGUUAAAGGACAAAAUUGACGAACUUUAUGAAAAACUAUUGGCAGGAUUCAUUCCCUCUGACGUCACCCCUGUUUUGAAAAAAUUUCCUAUCCCAUCAUCCCUCAUGGCAAAACAACUUAUAAAAUAUAUUUACAAAAUGCCUGUAAUCCGUUGA